CAUUUGAACGCGAGGCUGCAUCGAAGCAAAACGUGUCCAGCAAAAAAACACCUUUUUUCGCAUAAUUAUACUUCCUCCAGAUUCGUUAAUCUUCACCUGCAUCAUGCGUGAAUGUAUCUCUAUCCACGUGGGCCAGGCCGGAGUCCAGAUGGGCAAUGCCUGCUGGGAGCUGUACUGCCUGGAGCACGGCAUCCAGCCUGAUGGUCAGAUGCCCAGUGACAAGACCAUUGGAGGUGGUGACGACUCCUUCAACACCUUCUUCAGCGAGACCGGCGCCGGCAAGCACGUCCCUCGCUGUGUCUUUGCUGAUCUGGAACCUACCGUCGUUGAUGAAGUUCGCACCGGCACCUACCGCCAACUCUUUCACCCAGAGCAACUCAUAAGCAACAAGGAGGAUGCCGCCAACAACUACGCUAGGGGCCACUACACCGUCGGCAAGGAGAUAAUUGACCAAGUGCUUGACAGAAUCCGGAAGUUGGCUGACCAGUGCACGGGUCUCCAGGGUUUCCUCAUCUUCCACAGCUUCGGUGGGGGCACCGGCUCUGGCUUCACAUCUCUGUUGAUGGAGCGUCUCUCUGUCGAUUACGGCAAGAAGUCCAAGCUGGAGUUUGCAGUCUAUCCUGCUCCUCAAAUCUCCACUGCUGUUGUUGAGCCCUACAACUCCAUCCUGACCACUCAUACCACCCUGGAGCACUCUGACUGUGCCUUUAUGGUCGACAACGAGGCCAUCUACGACAUCUGUCGUCGCAACCUCGACAUCGAGCGUCCGACCUACACCAACCUCAACCGUCUGAUCGGUCAGAUUGUGUCCUCCAUCACCGCGUCUCUUCGCUUUGACGGCGCCCUCAAUGUCGACUUGACCGAGUUCCAGACCAACUUGGUGCCCUACCCACGUAUCCACUUUCCCUUGGCUACCUACGCCCCUGUCAUCUCUGCUGAGAAGGCCUACCAUGAGCAGCUGACCGUUGCAGAGAUCACCAACGCUUGCUUCGAGCCGGCCAACCAGAUGGUGAAGUGCGAUCCGCGUCACGGCAAGUACAUGGCCUGCUGUCUGCUCUACCGUGGUGAUGUCGUCCCUAAAGAUGUCAACGCCUCAAUUGCAACCAUCAAGACCAAGCGCACCAUCCAGUUUGUUGACUGGUGUCCAACUGGUUUCAAGGUGGGCAUCAACUACCAGCCACCUACCGUCGUGCCUGGCGGUGAUCUGGCCAAGGUGCAGCGUGCCGUCUGCAUGCUGAGCAACACCACGGCCAUCGCCGAGGCCUGGGCUCAUCUGGAUCACAAGUUUGAUCUGAUGUACGCAAAGCGUGCCUUUGUCCACUGGUACGUGGGAGAGGGUAUGGAGGAAGGUGAGUUCUCUGAGGCUCGUGAGGAUCUGGCUGCCCUGGAGAAGGAUUACGAGGAGGUUGGGAUGGAUUCUCAGGAUGACGGAGAAGAAGAAGAGGGAGAGGAGUACUAGUCAAACGUUAUUAUGACGCAACUAACUAACCCUUUCAUUUCAAGAUUAUAUUUUUUAUGAAAUAUGCUUCAAAUCGGCACGUAUAGUACGGGUGCGUUAUAUAAUUAUUAAUUGCGCCAUAUUUGGACAUUAUUGGACAAAGGUUUUCCUUAACUGGAGAAAACGGUUACUAAUUUAUUGAUCCGGAUUCAAUAUUGGCGAGUUCGGAUGCAAAUCGAGUCCCAUCACAUGGAGCAGACUGCGGAGGUAUAGGUGCAGGUCAAAAUCAUUUCGAUAAAUUAUUAUCGAUUUGUUUUUUAAUGUGGAAGUACAGUUAUUUUGUCGACCAAAUAAAACUUUUCAGAAACAGGU
Patiria miniata (bat star) is the source of this 1810-nucleotide messenger RNA. RefSeq names its product tubulin alpha-1 chain-like. NCBI's taxonomy places the organism in Eukaryota, Metazoa, Echinodermata, Asteroidea, Valvatida, Asterinidae. Gene Ontology annotation, biological process: microtubule cytoskeleton organization; mitotic cell cycle. Gene Ontology annotation, molecular function: GTP binding; structural constituent of cytoskeleton. Gene Ontology annotation, cellular component: cytoplasm; microtubule. The transcript has 3 exons. The record is from RefSeq and is a predicted model, not a curated record. The coding region runs from base 104 to 1459 and encodes 451 amino acids.